UUCCAUGCCCAUUAAUCACCAAUAACUCAAUAUAAUCUUAAACGCAAUAUCCCUUUUCUUAUAAAUGUCGAUUCAUCUGAAAAUGAGAAAUAAAUAACAGAUUGCAUAGGAUGAGACAGAGGUAGCGAAAAAAAAGGCAUAGCACAAUUACUCAAACACUACUAUUUCUUACCACAGCAUUGUACAUGUCUGCAUAUAAGUUGUUCUCUCCUGCACAACCAUUUGUCCAACUGCAGCCGCGAUGAUCAACUUCUUCCUCUUCCUCUCAUUUCUCCCAUGGACGUCGUCCAGUUUCAGCUUGAAGCUCAUCCACAGGGACUCGCCCUUCUCCCCUCUAUACCAACCAAACAUCACAGGCUUGGAACGUUUCCUGAAAAACGCGGUGAUCUCGGUAGCCCGCGCCUCACAUUUCGAUAAAACAAGCCAAAACCAAAACGUGUCGAUACGGCUUCCAGCAAGGCUGGAGAACCCCAUCUUCACUGUGGAGAUAGGCAUGGGCACCCCUGCCGUGAAGAGAACACUCAUCUUCGACACGGGCAGCGGCAUCACGUGGACGCAGUGCAGGCCCUGCAUCCGAUGCUUCAAGCAAAACGACCCCUUGUUCGACGCCAAGAGGUCUAGCACCUACAAACCCAUCGGCAGAAAGCACCCACUCGCAGGGGGGUUCACGUGCACUCCAUUUGGCUGCGGCUACUUCAUCGGCUAUUACAGCGGCCAGUUCUCUGCAGGCCCCGCAGCAGCCGAGACUUUCACCUUCCACACCAAUCUAAGAGCUCCUGCUACGGUAUCCGGUCUUGUAUUCGGUUGCGGCACAUCCAACGUCGGCAGAUACCCGCCGGAGGUGAGCGGCAUACUCGCAAUGGACAAAGAGCCCACCUCCUUCCCUCGCCAGCUGGGGAGCAUGAUCAAGGGACGUUUCUCCUACUGCCUCUCGCCGACCACAGCCUCGUACGUGAGGUUCGGCGACGAAGCCAGGAUACGAGGGAGGAACGGGCAGACGACGCCGUUCCUCAACGCCAACACCAAACGCAGCGCCAUUCUGUACGGCCUCAACUUGAUGGACCUGAGCAUCAAUGGGAGGAAGCUGGGUGCUAGGUUCCCCGAGGGGUGCUUCAUAGAUUCGGGGUCUUCGUUGAGUCUGUUGAACGCGAGGGCGUUCGUUGCGGUGAGAGAUUUCGUGGUGAGUUAUUUCGACAGGGUUAGGAAUGUGAGGAGAUAUGCAGGAAAUGAUGCGUUGAAGAAGUUCCUGUGCUACAGUAACCCGGCGGGGGGGUUCGCGGGGUUUCCGAGCAUGACGUUCCAUUUGAAGGGGGCUGAUUACCAUGUGCCGCCGUCGAACCUCUUCUUCUACGUGGAGGGGAGCGUCUUCUGCUUGGCGAUCAUGGAGUCGAGGGACGUCUCCAUUUUGGGGGCGUUUCAGCAGAGGAAUGUGAGGAUCGUCUAUGAUUUGAAGGAGAAGAUGCUUUCGUUUGCUCCCGAAGAAUGUUCCAGAGAUUUCCAGCUUGGUGGUUGAACCUGCCUCUGCCUGCCUUCAUUCUAACUUCAAUAUCAUCUUUCUUGUGUCUGUUUCUCAAUAACUAUGGACUUAUAAAUAACUGGAUGAUUCUACGAAAUUUUAUU
Molecule: messenger RNA, 1620 nt
Organism: Salvia miltiorrhiza (redroot sage)
Lineage: Eukaryota; Viridiplantae; Streptophyta; Magnoliopsida; Lamiales; Lamiaceae
Product: aspartic proteinase CDR1-like
Exons: 1
Coding region: 242-1513 (423 amino acids)
Cellular component (GO): extracellular region
Source: RefSeq, a predicted model, not a curated record